Choloepus didactylus (southern two-toed sloth) is the source of this 4730-nucleotide messenger RNA. RefSeq names its product anillin actin binding protein (gene ANLN). Lineage: Eukaryota; Metazoa; Chordata; Mammalia; Pilosa; Megalonychidae. The transcript has 24 exons. Gene Ontology annotation, cellular component: actomyosin contractile ring. Bases 133 to 3525 code for a protein of 1130 amino acids. The record is from RefSeq and is a predicted model, not a curated record. Gene Ontology annotation, biological process: septin ring organization; actomyosin contractile ring assembly; mitotic cytokinesis.
GAGACAGUACCCCCGCCACGGACUCCUUAUUUUCUUCAAGAGACACACCGAGCCAAGACUCACUUCUAUUUUUUUCCUGAACUUGAACCACCGUCUCCGUAGUAUCGUAGCCGACACGCGGCGUCUUGGACGAUGGACCCGUUUACCGAGAAACUGCUUGAGCGAACCCGUGCCAGGCGAGAGAAUCUUCAGAGAAAAAUGGCUGAGAGGCCCACGGCAGCAACAAGGUCUGUGACUCACGCUAAGCGAGCUAGAGAGCCACUUUCAGAAGCAAGUAACCAGCAACCCUUAUCUGGUGGUGAAGAGAAAUCCUGUACAAAACCAUCACCAUCCAAAAAACGCUGUUCUGACAACACUGAAGUCGCAGUUUCUAACUUGGAAAAUAAACAACCUGUCGAGUCAGCAUCUGUAAAAUCUUGCUCUCCAAGUCCCGUGUCUCCUCAGGCGCAGCCACCAACACCAGCUCCUAGGGGGGGGCCUGUGGCUGCGCCAGCGUCACUGCUGGGCGGGAAGAGAGGGCUGACCUCAACACUGGACCCAAUUGCAGCCUCCUCAGUUAAAACACGCAUGCAAAAACUUGCGGAUCAACGGCGUCAUUGGGAUAAUGACAAUGUGACAGGUAUAAAUGAUGAUAUGCCCGAAAGCUCACCCUUCUCACCAGUGUCGCUGGAGGAAAAGGUUGCCUCUCCUCCCAAACCACCCCCUUCAGAUGCUUCAGCAAUACCCGUUGGGAGAAGGGGCCGUCUGGCCAACCUUGCUGCAACAAUUUGCUCUUGGGAAGAUGAUGUAAAUUACUCAUCUGCAAGGCAAAACAGUAUACAAGAACAGCCUGGUACCACUUGUUUAUCCAAAUUUUCCUCUGCAAGUGGAGCAUCUGCUAGGAUCAAUAGCAGCAGUGUUAAGGAGGAAGCUACAUGCUGUUCCCACAGGGAUGGCGAUGCCUCCCUGAAUAAAGCCCCAUCCUCUAGUGUUGCAGAUGCAUCUGUGAUUAGUGCCUCAAUUUCCAGCACUGUGAAAACUACUUCUUCCCCAGUGAAAUCUUCAACUACAUCUAUCACCGAUGCUAAAAAAUGUGAAGUACAAAAUUUUGAGCCUCUUCCAGAAAGUCCUGCUAGUCCACUGAAAUCGGAGGCAUUGAAACCAAUUGUGAAGUCAACUUUAUCCCAAACAGUUCAAUCCAAGGAAGAACUAAGUAGAGAAAUUUGUCUACAAUCUCAGUCUAAAGACAAAUCUACCAUACCAGGAGGAACAGGAAUUAAGCCUUUCCUGGAACGCUUUGGAGAGCGUUGUCAAGAACACAGCAAAGAAAGUCCGGCUCGUGGCACACCCCAUAGAACCCCCAUUAUCACUCCAAAUACAAAGGCCAUCCAGGAAAGAUUGUUCAAACAAAAUGCAUCUUCAUCUACUACGCAUUUAGCUCAACAGCUCAAGCAGGAACGUGAAAAAGAGCUGGCAUGUCUCCGUGGCCGAUUUGACAAGGGCAAUUUAUGGAGUGCAGAAAAAGGCGAAAAAUCAAGAAGCAAACAACCAGAAUCCAAAAAGGAAAUUCACUGUCAAAACACUCCCCUCAAAAAUCAUCAAGUUGUUUCAAAUACCCCAUCGCUUCCAAUAACAGAAAAGGAGACAGAAAAUCAGACACCAGAAAAAACUUCUAGUAGAGAACCUGCAGGUUUCACUGAAUGUGAAAUGAUGAAGUCUAGCCCUUUGAGAAUAACAUUGUUUUUAGAAGAGGAUAAAUCCUUAAAAGUAACAUCAGAAUCACAGGUUGAGCAGCAGACUGAAGUGGUACGUGAAAUUGUGAUGAGUGUGGAUGAUGAUGAAAUCAAUAGUUCAAAAGUAAUUAGUGACAUCUUCAGUGAUGUCCUAGUGGAAGGUGAACUAGAUGUGGAGAAGAGUCAAGAGGAGAUGGAUCAAGUAGAAGCAGAAAGCAAUGAGGAACAGGAAGAUGCACUGAAUAUCUCGUCAAUGUCAUUACUUGCUCCAUUAGCACAGACAGUUGGUGUGAUAAGUUCAGAGAGUUUAGUUUCCUCACCUAGAUUGGAAUUGAAAGACACUAGCGUAAGUGAUGAAAAGCCAAAGCCAGGAAAAUUCCAGAGAACUCGUGUCCCUCGAGCUGAAUCUGGUGAUAGCAUUGGUUCUGAAGAUCGUGACCUUCCUUAUAGCAUUGAUGCUUAUAGAUCUCAAAGAUUUAAAGAAACAGAACGUCCUUCAAUAAAGCAGGUGAUUGUUCGAAAGGAAGAUGUUUCAAAAUUGGAAGAAAAAAAGAAUGACUUUCCUUGUCAAGUUAAUAUUAAACAGAAAAUGCAGGAACUCAAUAACGAAAUCAAUUUGCAGCAGACGGUGAUUUAUCAAGCUAGCCAGGCUCUUAACUGCUGUGUUGAUGGAGAGCAUGGGAAAGGGUCGCUCGAAGAAGCUGAAGCAGAAAGACUUCUUCUAAUUGCAACUGAGAAGCGAACACUUUUGAUUGAGGAACUGAAUAAACUGAAGAAUGAAGGGCCUCAGAGGAAGAAUAACACUGGUCCCAAAUCCCAAAGUGAAUUUGUCCCAUCCAAAGGAUCAGUUACUUUGUCAGAAAUUCGCUUACCACUGAAAGCAGAUUUUGUCUGCAGUACAGCUCAGAAACCAGAUGCAGCAAAUUACUACUACUUAAUUAUACUAAAAGCAAGAGCUGAAAAUAUGGUGGCCACACCAUUAGCGAGUACUUCAGACUCUCUUAAUGGUGAUGCUCUGACAUUCACUACUACAUUUACUCUGCAAGAUGUGUCCAAUGACUUUGAAAUAAAUAUUGAAGUUUACAGUUUGGUACAAAAGAAAGAUACCCUAGGGCCUGAUAAAAAGAAAAAAACAUACAAGUCCAAGGCUAUUACUCCAAAGCGACUCCUGACGUCUAUAACCACAAAAAGCAAUCUUCAUUCUUCAGUUAUGGCCAGUCCAGGUGGACUCAGUGCUGUGCGCACCAGCAACUUUGUCCUCGUUGGAUCUCACACACUGUCAUUAUCUUCCGUGGGAAACACCAAGUUUGCUCUUGACAAGGUACCCUUUUUAUGUCCUUUGGAAGGUCAUAUUUAUUUAAAAAUAAAGUGUCAAGUGAAUUCAAGUGUUGAAGAAAAAGGUUUUCUAACAAUAUUUGAAGAUGUUAGUGGUUUUGGCGCCUGGCAUCGAAGAUGGUGUGUUCUUUCUGGAAACUGUAUCUCUUAUUGGACUUAUCCAGAUGAUGAGAAACGGAAGAAUCCUAUAGGAAGAAUAAAUUUGGCCAAUUGUACCAGUCAUCACAUAGAACCAGCCAAUAGAGAAUUUUGUGCAAGACGCAACACUUUUGAAUUAAUUACUGUCCGACCACAAAGAGAAGAUGAUCGAGAGACUCUUGUCAGCCAAUGCAGGGACACACUUUGUGUCACCAAGAACUGGCUGUCUGCAGAUACUAAAGAAGAACGUGAUCUCUGGAUGCAAAAACUCAAUCAAAUUCUUGUUGAUAUUCGCCUCUGGCAACCUGAUGCUUGCUACAAACCUAUUGGAAAGCCUUAAACAACGGCAUGACAUACAGCGAGUUUUUGAGCUAUGUCAUAAAGGUAUCUUAAGGAAACACUUAUGAGCAUGAGGUUCGCUGAUUGCAUUUUUUGCUUUAAAUACUAAAGGGUAUGUGCCAAUAUUCACUACAUAUUAUGCAGUAUUUAUAUCUUGUAUGUAAAACUUUGUGAUUUAUCUUCUGUCAUUCAUAAAUGACUAGAAAUAAAUACAUUAUUGCACAUUUUGCUAAAUCUUAAUUUAAAAACCUCAUUUUCCUGAACAUAAAAUUAUUCAGUUAUUCAUGGCAAAAUAUAUUUUUUUUUAAGCAAGAAAUUUUGAGUUGUAUUCUUGGAGCUGUGGCUCCUGAAGUAGAAUGGUUUCCCAGGGGUUGGAGAUGGAAACCUCAAACUUUUGUGAUGACUUCUCUAGCUUCAGUAAUUUUUUCUAAAGGUUAUCAUCAUUUAUUGAUCACGAUAUGUCUUGUUACUAUAGUACUGAAAACAAUUUCUAUGAACCUUCACACAAACAUUUUUAGUAAUAGAGUUAAACUUUUAAAAAUAGCAAAUAUAUAUUAGUUUUAAAAGCUUGCAGCUGCCUUCAAAAAAGAGAUAAAGGAGAUAUUGUGUGAGAUUUGGGGUUAAAUAUUUUAUAUAGAGGAGUUAAUAAAUAACGAUAUGGUUUACAGUUAUUCAGUUACUAUAUAUGCAGUAUGGUGCACAUUUUCAUAGAAUUCAGGCUUUUGUAAACAGCUAUUUUCACUACAUAGCUCAUAGACUCAAAAAUACUUGGCAUAUUAGUUCUUUCUGCUUCUGUAAUAAGAACAACAAAUGUAAAUGGAAGAAUCUUUAUAUAAAAAAGUAAACUUUUGCCAAGCUGCUAUGGACUAAUACUCUACUUGCCAAAGUUCUUUUCUUUUUUCUUCAUGUCCGUAUUCAACCAUGUCUAGAAACCCAUUUUGAAAUCAUUUGAAAACUAUUAAGUCAUAUAUUGCUUUUAAAAGCCCAAUUCCUUUUUUUUUUCCAUUUAAAUAUUAUAAAGCAUGGUCUCAAGUUUUAAAUACACUUUGAAUUUCUUCUCUGAAUUUUUAAAGUUAUUGAUGAUCUCAUUUAUAAACACUAAAUUCUUUUAGCUCCUGUCAUUUUUUAUUCAUUCAAAUGUGUUUUUCUUAUGUGUAUUAUAAAAAUGUUUUAUGUCAUCUUACCCAAAUAAAUAUUUGUAAAUGC